Messenger RNA from Iphiclides podalirius (scarce swallowtail), 240 nucleotides. The record is from the annotation of a GenBank genome assembly. NCBI's taxonomy places the organism in Eukaryota, Metazoa, Arthropoda, Insecta, Lepidoptera, Papilionidae.
AUGCAGCUCAAGCCGAAGGCCCUGAUGAUCCUGUGCGUGCUCACGGUGGCCUGCAGCCAGGUCGAGCAAAGCGUCCUGACGCAGCUCUACUACCCUCCCAUACGCCGCCUCGGCCAACUCGGCGCUCCCCGCACCACCGCUACGGUGAAAACUCUACCACAACCAACCCAAAGCACGGAUGAAUCAUUGAAAGUGCUACCAGCGAUACCGCGUUACAGAAAAGCCUUGGCUGAUUCUAAG